Gossypium raimondii (Peruvian cotton) is the source of this 798-nucleotide messenger RNA. RefSeq names its product pectinesterase inhibitor 3. Bases 83 to 649 code for a protein of 188 amino acids. Gene Ontology annotation, molecular function: enzyme inhibitor activity. Gene Ontology annotation, biological process: negative regulation of catalytic activity. The transcript has a single exon. NCBI's taxonomy places the organism in Eukaryota, Viridiplantae, Streptophyta, Magnoliopsida, Malvales, Malvaceae. The record is from RefSeq and is a predicted model, not a curated record.
AUAAUAGUCUUUCUUCUCCAACAAAAAACUCACCAAAAAUGAAACUCUAAAACACUCAUUUAACUGUUAACAGCACUCAACAAUGGCCACCACCCUUUUCUUCCUCCUAUUUUUCACCCCCUUCCUCUACUCCGCCGCCGCACCAAAUCAUAAUGCACCGCAAGAUCUGGUCCGUUCAUCAUGCAUCAACGCCAGCUACCCCUCACUCUGCCUCCGCACACUAUCAUCCUACUCUGGCCCCACCGGCACCCCACGCGACUUAGCCCAAGCCGCCGUUAAGGUCGGCCUCGCCCGCGCCCGCAAAGCUUCGACCUACUUAAAAACCAGCGUCACGGGGAAAAGCGAAAGGGAACGAGCGGCUCUAAGCGACUGCGUGGAACAAAUGGCUGAGUCGGUGGAUGAGUUAAGCAAAACGUUGAGUGAGUUGAAGCAUUUGAGAGGCGAAACGUUCGAGUUCCAGAUGAGUAAUGCACGGACGUGGGUGAGUGCGGCGCUGACGUAUGAGGACACGUGUGUUGAUGGGUUCGAAGGGGUUGAUCGGAAGGUGAAAGGUGAUGUGAAGAAGAAGAUCACAAAUGUGGCUAUGGUUACAAGUAAUGCUUUGUAUAUGAUUCGUAGGCUUGACGAAAGUGGUGGUCUGAACCGUUGAUCAUGAUGAAUUGGACGGUUGUGAUUUUAUCUGGCUCAUUGAUGUUUAUCGUGUUCUUUUUUUUUGUUUUAUCUUAUUUUCGGAGAAGUUGUAUGUAACUGUAAUAUUAUUUUCGUGGUAAAUUCACUCAAUACUAUUUCUGACUAAAA